AUGAUACAGGGAUUGACAAAAAAUGGUUCUAGUGAUUUUUUGCUUCCAGGUGACAAUUAUCCUCACUGGUUAGCCUAUAAAGAUGAAGGACACUCAGUACUUUUUCAAGUGCCUGAGGAUGGUGAUUGUCGCAUGAAGGGAAUGGCUUUGAGUGUUGUUUAUUCCUCUACCCCUGAAAACAUGGGAACUGAAUGCCUUGUUAGUGUCUUGAUCAUUAAUUACACAAAGUGCACCAUCGUGAUAUACAAGCGAGACACAGUAAUGUCCUUUAAUGAUGAAGAUUGGCAGGGUGUAUUAUCAAAUCUAGGACCUGGUGACAAUGUCAAGAUUUUUGUAGCUUUUGGACAUGGAUUGACUGUUAGGGAGACAGCUGUCUAUCUAAUAUAUGGCCAGUCAAUUACUGUGGAAAUUGAGCCAUCAAUUAAUGUGGAAAUUGAGCCAUCAAUUAAUGUGAAAAUUGAGCCAUCACCUGAAUUGAACAUACAACCAUCACCAAACAUGAAAAUGGAGACAUCACCGAAGACAAAUAAAAGUUUCUUUACAGUACUUACAAAGAAAAUGGGAGAAUGUUUAUGCAUGAAUCAGAAUUGA
Molecule: messenger RNA, 591 nt
Organism: Gastrolobium bilobum
Lineage: Eukaryota; Viridiplantae; Streptophyta; Magnoliopsida; Fabales; Fabaceae
Exons: 1
Coding region: 1-591 (196 amino acids)
Source: RefSeq, a predicted model, not a curated record